This is a messenger RNA of Eremothecium gossypii ATCC 10895, 1677 nucleotides long. It is a transcript of the gene STL1, whose product is annotated as glucose-inactivated glycerol proton symporter STL1. The transcript has a single exon. Gene Ontology annotation, molecular function: carbohydrate:proton symporter activity. Gene Ontology annotation, biological process: carbohydrate transport; transmembrane transport. Bases 1 to 1677 code for a protein of 558 amino acids. Gene Ontology annotation, cellular component: membrane. The record is from RefSeq and is marked provisional. NCBI's taxonomy places the organism in Eukaryota, Fungi, Ascomycota, Saccharomycetes, Saccharomycetales, Saccharomycetaceae.
AUGAUAAAAGAGUCGUUUUCCAGGACCGCGACGGGCGGGUUCAGCGGCAGGGCGCUGCGGCUGGCAGUGACGAUCACGGCAGUUACAGGGUUCUCGCUGUUCGGGUACGAUCAGGGCCUGUUGUCGGGGCUGAUCAACGGUGAGCAGUUCAACCACGAGUUCCCGGCGACGCUGGAGCAGGGCGACAACGACCGGCACGCGACGGUGGUGCAGGGCGCGGUGACGUCGUGCUACGAGCUGGGGUGUUUUUUCGGGUCGCUGUACGUGAUGGUGGACGGGGAGCGGCGGGGGCGGAAGCCGCUGAUCAUCAUGGGGUCGCUGCUGACGAUUCUGGGGACGGUGGUGUCUGUGGCGGCGUUCCGCGAGCACUGGGGGCUGGGGCAGUUUGUGAUCGGGCGGGUGGUGACGGGUCUGGGCACGGGGCUCAACACGUCGACGAUCCCGGUGUGGCAGUCGGAGAUGUCGAAGCCGAAGAACAGAGGGCUGCUGGUGAACCUGGAGGGCUCUGUGAUUGCGGUGGGGACGAUGAUUGCGUACUGGAUCGACUUCGGGCUGUCGUACGUGGACUCGAGCGUGCAGUGGCGGUUCCCGGUCGCGAUGCAGAUUGUGUUUGCGGUGCUGCUGCUGGUGGGGAUCGUGCAGCUGCCGGAGUCGCCGCGGUGGCUGAUGGCGCACGGGCGCACGGCGGAGUCCAAGUACGUGCUGGGCAAGCUUGACAACCUGGACCCCAGCGACGACAGCGUGCUGGCGGAGGCCGCGGCGAUCGAGGACGCGGUGAACCGCUUCAAGCACGAGAAGCGCUCGCUGAAGGACGCGCUGACCGGCGGCCGCGGCCAGAACCUGCAGAGAACCCUCGUGGCGUGCUCCACGCAGUUCUUCCAGCAGUUCACCGGCUGCAACGCCGCCAUCUACUACUCCACUGUGCUGUUCCACAAGACCAUCAACCUGGAGUACCGGCUAUCCUUGAUUCUGGGCGGUGUUUUCUCCACGGUCUACACGCUCGCCACGAUCCCGUCUUUCUUCCUGAUCGAGACGGUCGGUAGACGGAAGCUGUUCCUCAUCGGCGCGCUUGGCCAGGGCUUCUCCUUCACCAUCACGUUUGCCUGUUUGAUCAACGACACGAAGAACAACGCGAAGGGUGCCGCGGUGGGCCUCUUCCUCUUCAUCAUCUUCUUUGGGAUGACCAUCCUAUCUCUGCCAUGGAUCUACCCACCUGAGAUCUCGUCCAUGAAGGUGCGCUCGAUCACGAACGCGAUGUCCACCUGCACCAACUGGCUCUGUAACUUCGCCGUCGUCAUGUUCACUCCUAUCUUCAUUCACGAGGCUGGCUGGGGCUGCUACCUGUUCUUUGCCGUGAUGAACUUCCUGUACGUUCCAAUUAUCUUCUUCUUCUACCCUGAAACGGCUGGCAGAUCCCUGGAAGAGAUCGACAUCAUCUACGCCAAGUCGUUCGUCGACGGUACCCAGGCUUGGAGAGUAGCUGCAAACCUGCCUAAGUUGUCGUUGAAGGAAGUGGAGGAAUACGGCAUUCAGUUGGGUCUCUACAACAAUGAGCACGACUUUAAAGACGAAAUGAAAGUGAUUACUGAGGCUGAGGGACAAGUUCCUCGGUCGUCUAUCUCUGAUUCUAACAUGGAAUCGUCCAGUACCGGUAAUGGUAUCAUGAAGAAGCCAUAA